Molecule: messenger RNA, 1955 nt
Organism: Physcomitrium patens
Lineage: Eukaryota; Viridiplantae; Streptophyta; Bryopsida; Funariales; Funariaceae
Biological process (GO): fatty acid biosynthetic process
Cellular component (GO): acetyl-CoA carboxylase complex
Molecular function (GO): carboxyl- or carbamoyltransferase activity; acetyl-CoA carboxylase activity
Source: RefSeq, a predicted model, not a curated record
UUGGGUUUUCCGUCGGCAUUUUCAUUUCCAGCACCCUCAUCUCCGCAUUCAAGGAUUCGCUCUAGUAUUCUGUUUUAGUCGAGGAAGGUAGUAUUACGCAUCGGAUCACUGUGCUCUAGGCCUGCUGCAGGUGGAGUUUCCUGGAUUGCAGCGAUGGAGUUCGUAGGCGGGACGGCAGCCACAGCCCUCAGAAGCGCAAGCAAUGGCAUUAUGCAGUGUGCAGGCCAACUGGGCACGAGCUUCAAUGGCAGAGGUCCUUCGAGGAGCCAGCGCAAGGGAUCUGUGGUGAUCUCAGCGAAGAAGGGGAAGAAGAGUGGCGAACAUGAGUACCCAUGGCCAGAGAAAAUGGGGGAAGUCUAUCAGGGCGAAAUUACUGAUGGGGCUCUGAAAUUCUUGAACCGCUUCAAACCUUUGCCGAAUCCGCCGAAGCCUGUAACUCUUCCUUUCGAGAGCCCUAUUGUGGACCUUCAGAACAAGAUUGAUGAAGUUCGGGAGCUUGCGAACAAGACAGGCAUGGAUUUUACUGAUCAAAUUGCUGAGCUCGAAGAGAGAUAUAACCAGUUGCGUAGGGAGCUCUAUGGACAACUUACACCAAUGCAGCGCCUUAGUGUGGCCCGUCAUCCUAACCGACCAACUGUCCUAGACCACGUCAUGAAUAUCACAGACAAGUGGGUGGAACUCCAUGGCGAUCGAGCUGGGUUUGAUGACCCCGCUAUGGUCUGUGGUGUUGGGACUAUGGAUGGAAUGAGCUUCAUGUUUAUUGGUACCCAGAAAGGUCGGAAUACAAAGGAGAACAUCUACCGUAACUUUGCUAUGCCAAUGCCAAACGGAUAUAGAAAAGCUCUGCGCUUUAUGCGACAGGCAGAGAAAUUUGGUUUUCCUAUCCUCACAUUCAUUGAUACCCCAGGAGCAUAUGCUGGUAUCAAAGCAGAAGAAGUUGGUCAGGGAGAAGCCAUUGCUUUCAAUUUGAGGGAAAUGUUUGGCAUUAAAGUGCCCAUCAUCGCAAUCGUAAUUGGAGAGGGUGGCUCUGGAGGUGCACUUGCCAUUGGAUGUGGUAACAGAAUGUUAAUGCUUGAGAACGCAGUCUACUAUGUAGCAAGUCCGGAAGCAUGUGCUGCUAUUCUCUGGAAGACUGCUGCUGCGGCCCCCAAGGCCGCGGAAGCUUUGCGUAUCACUGCGCAUGAGUUGGUGAAACUAAAUGUUGUGGAUGAGAUUAUUCCAGAACCUAUAGGUGGCGCACAUUCUGAUCCUGUGCAGACUUCCAAAAACAUCAAGACGGUGGUCAUGAAGCAUAUGAAAGAGUUGAUGAAGAUGGAUGUAGAGACUCUGUUGCAGGAUAGAGCAGCCAAGUUCAGAAAGAUAGGUGAAGUGGAGGAAAGUGCUGAAGUAGAUCCAUACAUCAAGCGUAACAUGAAGAAGAGAGACGCUCCUCUUGAAGGUGAUGACCUCAGGAUGCUUCCUUCUGGCAAUGGAAGUGCACCCAAGGCACCCGUGGCUAGUAAUGCAACCAGCGAUAGCUUCAGGGAGUAGGCUUACAGAUACCAUGGGUGUAGGCCUAUAUUUUUAAUGUCUAGUGCUUGCACCCUUCGUCUGACCUACAUGUUUUGACGACAUCCUCUUAGUUGAAGGAGAUUGUACCGUAUAAGAGAGUCCCACAUAGAUUCAGCGACUUGACUACCCUUGAGAAUCAGCAUUUAAGUAGCACCAGGUAGUGUUGGGUACAUAUCUAUUUUAGCAAUUUUAUUCCUUUUCCUGCCAAAGAUUUCUCGAGACUUCUCUGCAGUUGGGCUCUUCACCCCAGUUAGUGUGCUUUAGCAGUCUGCACUAAAUUCAAGAGCUAGAAAUUACAGCUUAAGAUCCCUUAUUACUGGAUGCACCUGAUGCUCGGAUAUACAUACCUACGCAGAUUGGUUUCUUGUGAGUUGAGUUUCUUAAGCAGCAAUUGGGUCACUGAA